Molecule: messenger RNA, 978 nt
Organism: Protobothrops mucrosquamatus (brown spotted pit viper)
Lineage: Eukaryota; Metazoa; Chordata; Lepidosauria; Squamata; Viperidae
Gene: THAP1
Product: THAP domain containing 1
Exons: 3
Coding region: 188-850 (220 amino acids)
Molecular function (GO): sequence-specific DNA binding
Source: RefSeq, a predicted model, not a curated record
CCGCCAUGUUGAAAGAGGGAGAGGCCACAGCCAGUUUAUGUCGUUCUUCGGAUUUUUUUUGUUUUUGAAUAGGAACGCGAAGACCUCAAGGAAGCAUUUGGAUCGACGCGUGUCUUAAAUUGAUUUGUUCCCUCCGAGAAAUCCCGGCGGUGCUAAAGAGGCAGGCGGAGGGGACGGCAACAAGAGGAUGGUGCAGUCCUGCUCUGCCUACCGUUGCCGGAAUCGAUACGACAAAGAGAAGCCCAUCUCUUUCCACAAGUUUCCUCUCACAAGGCCUGAUCUCUGCAAGAAAUGGGAAGCUGCUGUUAGAAGAAAAAAUUUCAAACCAACAAAAUAUAGCAGCAUUUGUUCUGAACACUUUACUCCAGAUUGCUUCAAAAGAGAAUGUAACAACAAACUAUUAAAGGACAAUGCAGUACCAACAAUAUUUUGCCACACAGAACCAAAUGUGAAGUCUGAAGGCACACAAGAGCCACCUGAAGUACCAACCCCCCCUUCUCCUUCACCUCCACCACCUCCGCAAACGUACCCAAGAUUGGUAGAUCCAAGCAUUGGAUUAUUGAUGCCACCACUUCACACUCCCAAUAAUAUUGCUGUAUUUUGUGAUCACAACUACACGGUAGAGGAUACGGUGCAUCAGAGAAAAAGAAUCCAGCAACUGGAAGAGCAGGUGGAUAAACUGAGGAAGAAACUUAAGACUGCACAGCAGCGAUGUAGGCGUCAGGAAAAACAGAUUGAAAAACUACGAGAGCUUGUUCAGUUUCAGAAGGAAAAAGACGUGCUGUCAGGCAAAGGUGGUUAUGUGAUUCUGCCUAAUGACUAUUUUGAAAUUGUAGAAGUCCCUGCCUAGAAGGCUAGCAUUGUCAUUUGUGGGACACUGCCAAAGUUAGCCUCAUCAGACUAACCCACCUUAUUCAGUUUAAAAAGCAAGACUUUUUAGUUCUGUAUAUUAAAUACUUCAGCCCUUCAAAACAAUAA